AGCUCCCACCCUCUGGCCUCAUCCAGGGCUAGCAUGUGGCCACUGCAACCUCCAGAACUCAGGGGCUUUUGGGGUCACAUCCAACCUUCUAAUGCAUCUGCUCUGUGAUCGUGGGUAAGCUGGUCCCCUUCUCUGAGCCUUAUCUGCGACAAGCAGAGAGAAUUCAAGAAGAUGGAUGUAAAGCAUCUGGUAAUUGCCAGGCCAAGAGACUGGGCGCUGGAUAUUUAGGGCCGCAGGCCGAACCACCCGCUCCUGACUCAGCCGAUGCACCCUGGGUGGAGAGGGAAAACGGACUACAUGUGUGAGCCCAGGCGGUGCUCGGCCUCUGCGGCCUGUUUCCCGCUGUCCUAAGAAGAACGCCCCCCUCUUCUCCACCCCUUCCCAGUUCCCGGCAGCCCUGGCCGCCCCGCCCCCUCAGCAGCUGCUGCUCCCACCCCCUCCCUGCCUAGCCCAUUCUGCCUCGUCAUCUACUGCCCCGCGGAGGCUCGACUCUUGAGUGGGGCCGCCCGGAACGCACAGAACCGGGAGCCCGCCCCCCCCCCCCCAGCACCUGGCUGGAGGAGGGAAGAGAAACUGGGCAGAAUCUGCGCCCCCUCAUCACCAGCCGCGCUCGAAGGAGCCCCCACCAUGGGCAAUGCGCAGGAGCGGCCCUCAGAGAUGAUCGAUCGCGAGCGGAAACGCCUAGUGGAGACGCUGCAGGACGACUCCGGGCUGCUGCUGGAUGCACUGCUGGCGCGCGGCGUGCUCACCGGGCCUGAGUAUGAGGCGUUGGACGCGCUGCCUGAUGCCGAGCGCAGGGUGCGUCGCCUGCUGCUGCUGGUACAAAGCAAGGGCGAGGCCGCCUGCCAGGAGCUGCUGCACUGCGCCCAGCGUACUACGCGCGCGCCAGACCCGGCCUGGGACUGGCAGCACGUGGGCACUGGCUACCGGGAACGCAGCUACGACUCUCCAUGCCCUGGCCACUGGACGCCUGAGGCACCUGACUUGAGGACCGCUUGCCCCGAACCGCCCAGAGCUUCAGACUGCGACGAGGCUGGGGUUUCAGGGGGCUCGGAGGCAGUAUCCGGAACCCUCGAGGAACUCGAUCCGGAAGUGGAAGCUGAAGUCUCUGAAGGGGCUGAGCCAGAGUUGGAACCCCAAAUGGAUCCGGAACCAGAGCCAGCACCUGAACUGGAGCCAGAGCCAGAGCCAGAGCCCGACUUUGAGGCGGGUGACGAGUCUGAAGAUUCCUGAAUGUCAGCGUGCUGACAGGCUGCUGCUCUCUGCCCAAAGCAGACAGGACCUGGGAUCCUGCUCUGGCAUUGGGGAGGAUGCCACCAAGUCUCCACCUGUCCCAGUACCAUUGGAAGUGAAUAAACUCCGGUGGGUCACCUUGGGCCCUCUCUGUGA
Molecule: messenger RNA, 1389 nt
Organism: Prionailurus viverrinus (fishing cat)
Lineage: Eukaryota; Metazoa; Chordata; Mammalia; Carnivora; Felidae
Gene: NOL3
Product: nucleolar protein 3
Exons: 4
Coding region: 628-1233 (201 amino acids)
Biological process (GO): negative regulation of intrinsic apoptotic signaling pathway; negative regulation of extrinsic apoptotic signaling pathway; negative regulation of release of cytochrome c from mitochondria
Cellular component (GO): mitochondrion
Molecular function (GO): cysteine-type endopeptidase inhibitor activity involved in apoptotic process; death receptor binding; caspase binding
Source: RefSeq, a predicted model, not a curated record